Molecule: messenger RNA, 2114 nt
Organism: Durio zibethinus
Lineage: Eukaryota; Viridiplantae; Streptophyta; Magnoliopsida; Malvales; Malvaceae
Product: Pseudouridine synthase family protein
Biological process (GO): enzyme-directed rRNA pseudouridine synthesis
Molecular function (GO): RNA binding; pseudouridine synthase activity
Source: RefSeq, a predicted model, not a curated record
UGCCAAAUUAACUUCUUUCCGACCCAUCUAAGACCCGACCGAAGGAAAUAUGAUCCACUGUAUUCAACCCAAUUCUUCAAGAAAAAAGCCGAAUCAAAUCUCAAAACACUGAAAAGUAACAAAAUUGGCCAUUGCAACUUCAAAAAUAAAUGUCAAACGAUUCGCAAACUCAGUCUCUGGCUUUCGGGUUACUAUGGCCGGAACUCAACGACGGUUUACACUACACCGACGUCGUUCCACCUUCCGGUUCCGAGCUUACUUUAAUAGAAUUUUACUCUAGCAUGUACAAAAAUUCGGCUCCUUUACAAGGUUGGUUGCAGCGAAUUCAAAAUGGACAGAUAUCAGUUGAUGGAAGAGUCGUUCAAGAUCCAAACGCGAUUCUCAGUGUUGGUUCAGAGUUAGUUUACCAUAGGCUUCCUUGGAAAGAACCAGACGCGCCUCACGUGCUUGAAGUAUUGUACGAGGAUGAUGAUAUGAUUGCUUUAAACAAGCCUUCUGGUCUUCAAGUUUUGCCUGGUGGUCUUUUCCAGCAACGAACUGUUUUAAGACAGCUUUAUUGGCGUGUAAGGAAGCAAAACUCUUCCUUAGCAAGUCAAGAAUCACAUCCUGUUCCUGUGCAUCGCCUAGGAAGGGGUACAUCAGGAAUAUUACUUUGUGCAAAGACAAAAGUUGCUAAAACUUGCCUUGCGGCAUAUUUUAGUGAUGGGACAUCUCUUGUUGGAGCUAACAGGAAAGCCAAACGUAGUGGUACCAGGAAAAUAUCAAAGAUAUACCGGGCACUUGUGACUGGGAUACUUGGUGAAGACAAGGUUGUUAUCAAUCAGCCAAUUGGAAUUGUGCGAUAUCCUGGGGUGGCCAAAGGACUAUAUGUUGCUUCACCCUCAGGGAAACCUGCUUUGAGCAAAGUUGAAGUUCUUGAGAGAGAUGGGCAGCAAAACCGCACAUUGGUCCAGGUUGAGAUUGAAUCUGGACGGCCUCACCAAAUACGAAUUCAUCUUUCUUUCAUGGGGCAUCCUUUGUUGGGUGAUCCACUUUAUAUUGCUGGUGGCCAACCAAGGCGGUUUGACUCUGAGUUUGUAGAUGAAAGUUAUGCACAAGAUGGAGGGUACCAGAGGCCUACGAACCCGGUUCCUGGAGACUGUGGCUAUUACUUGCAUGCACAUCAACUUGUUCUCUCACAUCCGACCAAGAAUGAGAUGAUUAAAAUCACUGCACCACUUCCAUCCAUCCUUAAAACGCGUGAUGAGCUCAAUAGCUCAAGGGAAUCCAUAUCCAUUAGCUCAGCUAAUUGAGAGAAGAAUGUCCAUUUAACAGCCUUUCUACCGCCACAUCAAUUUAGGAAAAAGUAAAGCAACCACCUUCCAUAGGAAUUAUUCAUCAUGUCUUAUUUUUAUCUUUUAGGUUUUUUUUUUUUUUUUUCCUUGUUUUACAAAGGAGGCGGUAGCCUAAAAAUAGGGGAAAUGAGUGCUAGUAUUGAAAUUUAAACACUAUACCUAUAGGAUGCUAUUCCUUUAAGGUGAUUAUAUGAACUAAUUGAACUAAGCUGUAAGUUAUUUUUUAAUGUUUGAUUGAUGCUUUACUGGCUUUUUCUUUUUGGUACAUAUGUGGGAGGUAGAAGGGAGAGUGGGGUUCCAACCCUAGAGAUUAGACCUCAUUCUUUCUAGGAAGGUAACACAACCUUCAGAAUUUCCAGUUUUUCUAAAGGACUAUCAUCAUGUCAGGUUUGAUCUAAUUUUAUAUCAAAUUUAUUCAGCUUCAGAAUUUUCAGUUUUUUUUUUUUUUUUUGAGACUUUUGUCAGGAUUUGAUCUAAUUUUAUGUUAAACUUAUUUAGUUACGUGUUGGUUUGAUUUGUCAGUUUUUUUUAUUUAAUUCACUGAGUUUUUAUGUCCUUAUAUGGAUGUAUAAUAUUUUCAGUGAGUUCAAUACCCUAUUAUUUAUCGAGUUUGAAACUUCAUUUGCAAGUACAAAGAAAAACGAAAUUAGCAAGAGGACAGUAAUUAUCUCAAAUGAACGUCUACAAGUGCAAGUCUGGCCCAAUUUAAAAUGGGUUACAAACCCAUUAACAAAAUCCCAAGCUGUCCUAAUUCAGCCCAAAAUAAAGGCCCAUUUGCAA